Molecule: messenger RNA, 537 nt
Organism: Ochotona curzoniae (black-lipped pika)
Lineage: Eukaryota; Metazoa; Chordata; Mammalia; Lagomorpha; Ochotonidae
Gene: IL22
Product: interleukin 22
Exons: 5
Coding region: 1-537 (178 amino acids)
Cellular component (GO): extracellular region
Source: RefSeq, a predicted model, not a curated record
AUGGCCGUCCUGCAGAAAUCUAUGCGCUCUUGGCUGAUGGGGAAUCUGGUCGCCGGGGGCCUCCUUCUCAUGAUCCUGAUGAUGCACCAAGGCACAGCCCUGCCCAUCAGCUCUCACUGCAGCAUCAACGAGUCUGAAUUCUCAUCCUAUAUCACCAACCGCACCUUCAUAUUGGCUGCGCAGGCAAGUUUGGCAGAUAACAAUACAGACGUUCGUCUUAUUGUGGAUCAUCUGUUUCACGGAGUCAAUAUGACAGAGCGCUGCUAUCUGAUGAAGCAGGUGCUCAACUUUACCCUUGAAGAAGUGCUGUUACCACAGUCUGACAGGUCCCUGCCCUACAUGAAUGAGGUAGUGGGCUUCCUGAAAAACCUCAGGAACAAGCUCAGCCUGUGUCAUAUUGAAGACGAUGACCAGCACAUCCAGGAGAACGUGCAACACCUGAAGGACACCGUGAAGAUGCUUGGAGAGAAUGGAGAGAUCAAAGUCAUUGGAGAACUGAAUUUGCUGUUACUGUUCCUGAGAACUGCCUGUGUCUGA